Daphnia magna is the source of this 3726-nucleotide messenger RNA. RefSeq lists its product as uncharacterized. The record is from RefSeq and is a predicted model, not a curated record. Bases 1 to 3726 code for a protein of 1241 amino acids. The transcript has 4 exons. Gene Ontology annotation, molecular function: nucleic acid binding. Gene Ontology annotation, biological process: DNA integration. NCBI's taxonomy places the organism in Eukaryota, Metazoa, Arthropoda, Branchiopoda, Diplostraca, Daphniidae.
AUGUCUUGCCUGCAAGGAGAAUCCAGGCCACAAGCUCGAGAUGUAAGACUAAACGCUGGUUGCAAAGAAUGUGGUGGGCCCCACCAUUCGUUAUUACACGGAGCUGAUCGGCAGUUUCCGGAAUCAUCAACCAAUAAAGGUAACAAGCCUCACGUACUUCUCGUUAAAUCCAUAGAUAGCGGUGUACGGCCAGUUUUAUUGGGUAUUGUUAAACUGUUGGUUGAAACAUUUGACUCAGUUCGCACAACCUAUGCUGUCCUUGAUCCGGGUAGCGAAGCAACCCUCGUAACACGCAACUUGGCAAACUCGCUAAAUCUGAAAGGUCCAACUUUGCUCGUUCGCUUCGGUUCGUUCUACGACUCGCUUUUAAUCGAAUCCAAUGUAUUAACGUUCAAACUUAGCUCACUGGAUGGGAAACAAACCUUGGAGGCGUCCAACGUCUUAGUCGUCCCAAAAAUUACUCUGUCCCGGCGUAAAAUUGAUUGGCCCAGUAUCAAAACUAAUUGGGAACACUUGUCUGGCCUCGAACUUCCUAGUAUCGAUUCGUCCAAAGUCGAAGUUUUAAUCGGAAUGGAUUUUCCAUCCGCUCAUCGAACGCUCCGAGUCGCCUUACCGAUCGAAGGUGAAGAUGGCCCUACAGCGCACCAGACUUGCUUCGGUUGGGCCGUUGUUGGCAAAAUACCUCGAUGUCUCGUUACCGGCCCUAGUAAGAAGCGAAGCGUUAAUUUAGGUUACGUACAACUCCACUCGUCGGCUUUCGAAGCUUCGGGAAACUCGCAAUCAGCAAAGCCAUGCAAAAAUUCACCCGAGCCUCCAGCUGCUAACUCCAUUUCCGACGAAGACGAUCAAAUGGUAGCCAUCAUCAAUCGGUCUAUGACGCGCUUAAAAUGUGGUUACCAGAUCGAGCUGCCAGUAAAACCGAACCACCCGUUAAUUCCCAACAACAGAAGCCAAGCUCUUUUGCGUUUCUAUGGACUUGAACGUCGCCUUCUUGACCCGAAUAUGCGUGGCCUCGCCAAACAAGACGAACAAAAGAUAGAUAAUCUCAUCGCUUCCGGCACUGUAGUCCUUGUGGAUCGGUCAGAAAUCGACAAACCGGCGGGUUUUAUUUGGCAUUUACCGCAUUUCUUCGUCGUAAACAACAACAAACCGGAUAAAGAGAUUCGAGUCGUUUUCGACUGCGCCGCUCGUUACAAGGGAAUAUCUCUCAACUGUUUUCUAUUGCGUGGACCCCAAUCUAUUCCUUAUCUGGUUGGUAUCCUACUUCGAGCGCGCCAGCAUUCCGUCGCCCUUUCGGCCGAUAUUACUUCAUUUUACCAUCGUAUCGGUGUUGACAAAAAACAUCAGUCACUUAAACGCUUCGUUUUUCGCAAAUUUGGCAGCAAUUCUCCGAUCCUCACGUACCAGUUCACGACGUUAGUAUUUGGUGAAAUUUGUGCAUCAUCUGCCGCCGUUCAAACCUUGCAACGCGCAGCGAACGACAACGUCCGUUUUCCCCACGUUGCCACCAGAUUAAAAGACAAUUUUUACUCCGAUAACUUUUGUGACUCUUUCGAAACUGAGCAGGAGGCUUUAAAUUUUGCGAAAGAUGUGACGGAAUCUCUCGCGUCUGGUGGUUUCGCGUUAACCGGUUUUGCUUCAUCUUCCUUGCGAGUUAUCAACAGUAUACCAGCGCAUCUUAGAUCGACACCAAUAGCGGAUCUUAACCCGAACGCCUCGCCGGUUGACUUUAUUUUUGGCAUGGAGUGGCAUCUCAUCGACGACUCUUACAGAAUCAGGGUAAAGCAAAUGCCCGAAGUAUCUACAAAGCGGGAAUUGCUAUCAGCCAUUUCCUUGACUUUCGACCCUCUCGGUAUUUGCCUUCCAGUGAUGUCAGGAGCGAGGCUCCUGUUUCAACAUAUCCAUCGAUUAGAGCGCGAGAAGAAAAUGCCUCGUGGCUGGGACCACCCAUUGCCUGAAGAAGUUCUGGCAAAGUGGAAAGAAUGGACGAAAGGACUGAACAAGCUGUCUCUUAUGUAUGUCAGCCGCUGCUUCCGCCCGACCGAAUUUCCUCUCGACAAAUCAGUGUUUACGCUAAUUAUUUUUGCAGACGCCUCAUCAGUAGCAUACGGAGCCGUCGCUUAUCUUCACGUGAAGUACGGAAGCAGAACGCACGUCAGUUUUAUUAUGGCAAAAGGCCGCCUCGCGCCUCUCACCCCUAUUACGAUUCCGCGACUCGAGCUAAAAGCCGCCGUCCUGGCCGUUCAAAUCUCAGCAAUUAUCAAGAAGGAGCUUCGGCUCAUCAUCUCCGCGACGGAGUUUUAUUCGGACUCAGAAAUAGUGCUACAUCAGUUGCGCACCAGCCGCCCUCGUCAAACAGCGUUCGUCACGGCAAAAAGAAAUGAAAUUCUUGCACACACGUCGGCAGACCAUUGGCAUUAUGUCUGCAGCGAAGACAAUCCCGCGGACGCUUGCACACGGGGCGUUGUUCCAAAAGAUUUUGGGCCAGACUGUCAAUGGAUCACCGGACCUAGGUUUUUGUCGGAUCCAGCGUUCGUCCCAGUAGCGUUCCAUCCGCCUUCCGUUUUUGAUGAUGAUGAGACGGAGCAAGUCGUUAGUGUCGUAUCUAAACUAAUUGCUCAAAGUACCCAGCUCAACAUCUUGAAACGUGAUGUCGCCCAAGCGCUACGGACUGACCCGGAUUCCGUCAAGGAACCAACCGCCGAUGAGCUUGCUAAUGCCUUUCGCCUCUGCCUAGCCAUCUCGCAAGAAGAGGCAUUUCCGCGCGAGACCGAUGCUCUGGCAAAGGGCGCCUCGAUUCCCAGAAAUUCGACCCUGAAGCGAGUGGGGCCAUACAUCGACCCCGUCGACGGUUUAUUGAAGGUCGUCGUCUGUCGGCGAACUGUUAAAAGAUAUGGUUUGCUAAUAACCUGCCUCUCCACUAGGGCCGUGCACCUAGAGGUACUAGACACAAUGGAUGCCGACUCUUUUAUAAUGGCACUGCGCCGCUUCAUCUCCCUCCGCGGUCACCCUAAAGUGAUAUUCAGCGAUAAUGGCACAAACAUCGUCGCGGGAGAAAAGGAGCUGCGAGAAGGAAUCAACAACCUAAAUUCUGUUCGGGUUACAACUGAGAUGAUUGACCGAGGGAUCGAUUGGCGUUUUUCGCCACCGUCAGCACCAUCGUUUGGUGGCAUUUGGGAGAGACUAAUUAGUUCAAGCAAGAAGGCCAUGAAGGCCAUUCUGGAAAAUCGAUCCGUCACCGACGAAGUUCUGCGGACAGUUUUCGCAGAAGUCGCGUCCUUGUUGAACUCCCGCCCUCUAACGAACGUCCCGACCGACCUGGCAGAACCAGAGCCUCUCACUCCCUUUCACUUUAUCUUGGGCUGUGCAAAUCCACACCAGGCCCCUGACUCUGAAAGCGCCUUUGACGGACUCUCAAGAAGAAAAUGGAAGCAGGCGCAAUUCAUUACCGACCAGUUUUGGAGACGCUGGAUGCGUGAGUACCUGCCCAGCUUGAUUGAAAGGAAGAAGUGGGACAAAUCGGUCCGACCGCUCCGUGUCGGCGACAACGUCUUGAUAAUGGACGAAAACACUCGAAGAGGAGAGUGGCUUACUGGACAGAUAACAAAAGUCUUUCCCAGUAGCGAUAACGUUAUAAGGAAGGCUGCCGUCAAGACCGCUCGAUCCGUACUAAUCCGCCCCGUUCUUAAAUUAUGCUACAUUUCAGGUCCUCGCCCGCAGGAUUGA